CGUCACCGCAAUAGCAUCGAUCGAUGGUCAUGGUAAUGCCAUGACCACUUCCAGUACCUCACUGUCCUCUCUUCCUCUUCACUUCCAGAACUCUUCUGCGCCCUCCACCGCUUCUUUGUACCCUCAAUCUCCUCUCAAUCCCCUUCUCGACCGUGUACAACAGUCUUCACACCUUUCCGCACUCUCCGCCCGCCAGCGCUCACUCCGGCGCACUGGUCCCCCGGGGUUCCUCCGUCUCCACCGUUGCGCCUCCUGGGCGAACCAUUAAGUAACAGCUUCGAUCGACAGUCCCUCCAUUCAACUGCGCACGCGAGCUCUUUCCCACCUGCAGCAUUGGCUCGUCUGUAGUUGUACAGUACUUCCAGUCUUGAGUGUCUUCAAGGAAAGGGCAGUGAGAUUGUGGCGAGCACUUGGGGAGCAGUGUCCAUGGCCACGUCGAUUUCAGCACCCUGUAUCGGCUUGUGGACGAUGGACAACAAUUGUCAGAGACUGUAGGGGAGGGCAGGAGAAAGAAGAGAACUGUUGAACUACUUGAAUAAAGAUGGAUUUCACGCUCGCGCUUACACACUUCUGUGAAGCGCAUGGUCCGAAAUCAGUGCUAUGUACACAAGUCUUACCCCUGGAAUGCGCCCUCUGUCUCCCACCCUCGCCGUCAUUGAGAGCCUCUUCUUCCGAAUCGCUCUCGACCCAGAUCCACGAAUCGUCGUGUGGCCCAACCCAGAAUUCAUAUACUCGUCCACCCUUGCGCAAAACAGACACGAAUGUAACCCUUCCCACCGACUUUUCGGGCGCAUCUACGACCGUUGACUCUGAAUACGAGCCCGAUCAUCAACGACCGACAAUUGAGAAACAUCCCCUGUUCCAGACUGUGGACCAUAAGCGAGAGCUAGGCUCACAAUGGCGAUAUGGACGAGCGCAGGGAGACGCAUGUGCUAGUUGCAGCUUCAGCAUCCCCAAAGCCGUGGCCGAGAAGCUGCCUGCCGGAGCCCCUGGAAGCAAAAACACAGCCGAUGGGAAAAGUCCCAGCACAAACACUGGCGCACCUGUGUUGCGUUCCAGAGAGUUUGUCUGCAUGCGCGACAGAAGACCGAGUAGUGGGAAUGACACUAUACGAGGCUCCAAAGCGUCAUCAUAUGGCUCGUCGGUAGCUUCAUCAUGUUCUCGGGAUUCCUCUCAGUCACCCGUGUCCCCUUCCAAUGGACACCCUGACAACUGUCACGACCACACCCUCACAUACCUGACCGCCAAGUCACCGGGAGAUCCGGAGAGCUAUGCGAAGCUACGAGCAUCCGUCAUCCGAACGUUAUCCUGCGAACUCCUUCCCCGGGGCAUGUCAGACGGCCCACUCUGCUUUGGCGAUUCCAAUACAGGAUACACGAUUGCAUACGUUUUCCGACUGACAGACCCUAAAGCGCGCGGUCGCCGGCGAGCGUAUGCCUUUAUCGCACUGGCAGGAAAAGACGCAAGUCGUGCGUUCCAAGCGUGUCCGCUGCUAUGGGAGGCCUUCGCCAACAUGGCCAAGGGCAUUGAAUCGGCCGCGCAACGACAUCAAGAAAGACAGCGACAGAAGGAGGAGCAGGAGGCAGCCGCCAAAUCGGCCAAUGCCACGAGAUCAAGCUUUUCAAACAAAUAUACUCCCGUCUCUUCGUUUUUGACCGCCCGCACCGUCGAUCCGGAUGGUCACCCACGGCGUGUAGGUCAUGCUGCGCCACGCAGUCUGGCUGAGAUUGUGGGCGACGAGAACAUCUUUACUUAUCUCCACCAGUACUUUGUGGCCAUUCUCCGCGCUCUGGGUGACCAGUUUGGCGGCCUGCCACUUGCCGAGCAGCCGUCGGUGUAUCAGUCUGUUGGCGAGGAGUCCCCGCCGUUUGCCAGGGCGUCUAUGGUUGGACAUAGUCACAGUCACAGUCACAGCCACAGCGGUGCAAAGCUGGGUGGUCCUACGGUUAAACACAUGGAGAGUUUACGGGAUGAAGAUCUGACGCCGACAGUACCACAGCAGUCACAUUCGCAGCCGCAGCCGUCUUCUACUACCAGUGCCGCUCCCACUACGGAUCAGAAUCAGGCAACUACAACCGGGACGUCGUCAUGUAGUCAACCAACGGGGUCUGGCUCCGUUCGGUUGGAAAACAAAGACAAGGACAAGGACGUCAGGACAGGGAAUGACACUGAUUCAUCAGCCCGUGACAGAAAUAAUGAAAAGGCAAAAGAAAAAGAUAAAGAUAAAGAUCAUCAGCAGCAACAGCAGCAGCCAAAAGAUGAUCCCCUUGAGGUGGCAAAGAUGAGGGCAAACAAGACUUUCAAAUUGAACCCGCUAUGUGCGCCCAUGGCGGUUAAUGAGACGGCGCAGAGACAGGUGGUGGUGUAAUGAGCCAGCCGAUGAUAAUGAGAAAGUGGGGGAGACACCCUGCACGGCACGAUUCCAAUGGCUGAUCUGGGCAUGGGAGGCUAUCUGUGCUUUGCUUUUUUGACAACUACCACCAAUACCCCUUUGUUUCCCCUUUUUUGUCGCCUGCCCGCCCGCGCCCGGUCCAAUCCGAUCCAUUCUCCUCGGAACGGAGGGGGUGUGAGGCGAAGCGAAGCGAGUGCGCAGUGAUACCACGAUACAUCGAUUUUUGUUUUCUAUUGAGACACCGAGUGAAAGAAGAGAACCAGAAGGAUGCAGAUGCAAGAGGCUGCCGUGCCAUGGCGACCUUUCGAACUGAACUCGAUUGCAGUGAUGGGAAUGUAAUGAUAUGAAAUGAAUGGAUUGGGCUGGAAUGGGAUGGGCUGGACUGGGAAGAAAGGCAACGGAUGACACUCUCAGAGCUGAAAGGACUCCACCGAGAAGUUCAAGGCCGUGCCGUGGGGGGGAAUUGUGAAUACUUGCAACGGAGUUUAAGUUCCAGUUCCGCCAGGAAUGGAAGAAGGCAAGACAGUGUGUAUGAUAUGAUAUCAAAACAAUCGAGGAGAUUUUCUUCUGCGUUGUUCUCUGGAAGAUCGUUUUUUCUUUUUCUUUUUUUCUUUUUCCGUUCCACUGGAAUUGUGCACUACGCGCCGCCCGGCAUGGCAUGUAAAGUGAACUGUGUUUUUGGUCUGGAUGUUCCGGCACCCCUGGUCUCUAUCAGUCAACCGACUCCACUCACAGCCCCCCUGGUAAGCCUAGCCGCGAGUGGUUCAAUGUCAUGUCACACAACAUUGGAGUCGUUGAGCGGUGGCGAAGGUCAGCAGAAGCAAUAUCGAAGAACGGGACAUGC
This is a messenger RNA of Exophiala dermatitidis NIH/UT8656, 3236 nucleotides long. RefSeq lists its product as uncharacterized. Bases 542 to 2368 code for a protein of 608 amino acids. Gene Ontology annotation, biological process: positive regulation of TORC1 signaling; positive regulation of GTPase activity. The transcript has 2 exons. Gene Ontology annotation, molecular function: GTPase activator activity. Gene Ontology annotation, cellular component: cytosol. NCBI's taxonomy places the organism in Eukaryota, Fungi, Ascomycota, Eurotiomycetes, Chaetothyriales, Herpotrichiellaceae. The record is from RefSeq and is a predicted model, not a curated record.